Molecule: messenger RNA, 1599 nt
Organism: Lachancea lanzarotensis
Lineage: Eukaryota; Fungi; Ascomycota; Saccharomycetes; Saccharomycetales; Saccharomycetaceae
Product: LALA0S01e00650g1_1
Exons: 1
Coding region: 1-1599 (532 amino acids)
Biological process (GO): transmembrane transport; basic amino acid transport
Cellular component (GO): fungal-type vacuole membrane
Molecular function (GO): basic amino acid transmembrane transporter activity
Source: RefSeq, a predicted model, not a curated record
AUGCAAAAAUGUGUAAUUCACGAGGAAACAUCGCUGUUACAGGAAACUAAACAAGCCAAAUAUGUCAUAAGAGUAAACAGCAGGUCUGAGAAAAUCUAUCUUCUGGGCUCACUUUAUAUUGGUGUUUUGUUGGCCGCUCUGGACGGAACUGUCGUUGCGUCCCUUCUUUCUCACAUAGCAUCCGAACUCGGGAACCUUUCGUUUGCGCCUUGGAUUGCAAGCUCAUAUAUGAUGAUGAGUUCCGCUUUUCAACCACUUUUUGGCAAAUUGAGCGACAUAUUUGGAAGAAAGCGCUGUCUACUUACAUGCCAUUUUCUAUUUGCGCUUGGAAGCUUACUUUCUGGCCUCUCAAGUGGUGUUAGUCUCCUGAUAGUGGGUAGAUGUGUACAGGGAAUUGGCGGUGGAGGCUUGAUUGCGUUGAGCAGCAUUGUCGUCAGCGAUAUGACGCCUUUGCGAGAUCGUGGAUUGUAUCAAGGAAUCGCUAAUAUUUCUUUCGGAAUUGGAGCAUCUAUGGGAGGAAGCUUUGGUGGCAUCAUAAGCGCAAAGUUUGGAUGGAGAUACGCAUUUUUGGGCCAAAUAGCGAUUUCACUUUCGGCUGUUACUCUGGUUUACUUGAAUCUGAAUGAGUCGAGUUCGGGAAUGAAAGAUAGCGUUUGGUCUGAGCUUGGACACGUCGAUUUUCUGGGCAGUUUCUUCCUGUUAAGCUCAUUCACAUGUUUCUUUUUGGUACUGAAUUUAGGCGGAGCGUAUGUUCCUUGGAGAAGCUCCCAGAUAGGACUUCUGAUCAUGCUCUUCUUAAUUCUUUCCGUGUGCUUCCUAAAAGCAGAGCAGAGAAGCCCCGACAAGGCUGUUAUCCCGUUCAGGAUAUUUCAAGGCGUUACAGAAUGUCUGUGUUUCAUCCUGAGUUUUCUGUCCUCUAUGGCAGCAUUCACAUACAUUUUCCUUCUUCCAAUCUUCAUAGAGAUUGUUCUAGGGAAAAGCGCUUCAUCUUCGGGCUCGAUCCUCGCUGUAAAUUUCAUGGGCGUCAUGAUCGGAUCUCUUGGAUCUGGACUGAUAGUAAAAGCUACCUGCAGAUACAAGAUACUACUGCUUGCAUGCGGAUUGAUAUACAUCUUAAGCUGUUGUAGUCUCUGCUCCUUUGGUUUAGCGACAAGUACAGCAGUGCAGGUGAUCACUGUCUGUGGCCUUGGUCUCGCUUAUUCUAGUUUGGUGACGAUUUCCUUAAUUGCAUUGAUGGCAUCUGUGCCUAAAGAUCUGCAGGCGGUUGGUAGCUCUGUGUUUUACGCUUCUCGUGGGUUUGGAUCUACUGUGGGCGUCGCAGUUUCAUCGUCCAUAUUUGCAAACUCAUUGCGACACUAUCUCAACAGUUACAUUGUGGGACCAGAACGAGAAACAGUGAUAGAAAUGGUUUUAGCUUCCUCGGAUGCAAUAAAAGGUCUUUCGCCUUCGUACCAGGCACAAACAGUCCAGAGCUACGUAUCUUCUUUGAGAAUUGCCUUUGCUUGCACAGUUUUCCUUUCGGCUCUUAUCUGGCUGGUAUCGAUCCCGCUAAAAGAGCGUCAUCUGGAACCUGAGACCAAAGACCAAGCGGCGGCGUAA